Gryllus bimaculatus (two-spotted cricket) is the source of this 1317-nucleotide messenger RNA. The record is from the annotation of a GenBank genome assembly. Lineage: Eukaryota; Metazoa; Arthropoda; Insecta; Orthoptera; Gryllidae.
AUGGCUUUCAAGGCAGGAAAUAAUUAUAGGGAGGGUGUUGUAUCACAAACUCGGGUUCCUUUUUCCUUUUUGGAUAUUAUUCCUCGAGACUUAGAAAUAAAAUUGAAAUCGAAGAUAAAUGUCGCCACGUGGUUGCACUGUUACCCUGCGAUAUCCACUUUAAUGGCUUAUGGCUUAGUCACUCAAGGUACCGAUGUUCGUUUGUUCCAGUAUCAAAUGAGUAAAAUGAUUUAUGGCGAUGGUUCACUGCAGCCUGACGGAAAAUUCUUCCACUUAUUGAGAAGAAAAAUGAAUUUUGUUACCAAGAAGUUUGCUGAGCUUUUGUCAACUUCAUGUAAUCGGUUAAUAUCAUCUUCAUGUUCUCCUCUUGUGUCAUCACACACUUCAGGGUACUCUCCUUUCCAAGGUAAUCUUGUGUGUCGUACUAUGGCAUCACUGAAUCAGAUGCAUCGAACAGGUCCACAUAUGAAGAAAAGACCUCCUCGGCAACCACUAGACGGAAAACCUUUUGCUAAAGGAGUGGUUUUGAAAACUCUUAUCAAAAAACCAAAGAAGCCAAACUCUGCUAACAGAAAAUGUGUACUUGUGCGACUUAGUACUGGCAAGGAAAUGGUGGCAUAUGUGCCAGGGAUUGGACACAACUUGCAAGAACACAACAUUGUUCUUGUUCGAGUGGGUCGUUGUCAGGAUGUACCAGGUGUAAAACUUAAAUGUGUGAGAGGAAAAUAUGAUUUGCCUCAUGUAGUGAAGAACUAAAUAAUUUUUAACAAUUUUUUAUGAAAUAGAUUUGUAAUUAGCAUUAUAUUGUAAAUAAAUUGUUGAAUUGUUCCUUUAUAAAUAAAGUAAAAUGCCCCAGUAUGAAUACUUCAUUUGUCUUUUGUAAAUCCAUAUCAAACUACAAUGAUUAGCUUGAUUACGAUGUUUGACAAGGGACUGCUUUCUUGAUUGUUUUCAUGGAAUAUGAUUUUGAUGUGACAUUUUUUGAUGCAUGCUUUUUGAUACGGUAAAAUUUAGUUGCUCAAAUGUCCAUUUUUUAAUCAAUCAGUGUGGAGGAUUUUAAUUUGGCAAUUUUCAUCACAAACUGAACUGUGGCAUUUGCUCUGGAACUCUAGGAAUCACAUCUAGAGGUGAUAGAAUUUGAGGGACCAAAAAUAAAUGCUUGCAGAAUUUUUGUGACAGUGCAGUUAUCUUCCGUAUUUUAUUUUUAUUUGCUCACAUUCAGAAAUUUACAUCCUGCUAAUCGUGGAAAAUGUUGGGCUAUUUUUGAAAAUCACGAGUACUUAGAUGGUUCGGUUUGUCCAAUUAAAACUUAUAAAA